GUCUUUACGCAAGAAAUCAUCUACGAAAUGACUCACUCCUUGACAUCACCCCCAUCACAGUAUAGCCGCCCCCCAAUGUCCUCGUCACCCCUCAACCCUUUCUCGCACCCCCCGUCUGUCCCAGAUCCGCAGCAAUCCAGACAUGCCCCAAGUUCGUCGCCUCCAGCCAACCCCAUGUCCUCUCCUACCCCAUUUUUCCGGCCUUCUCCAGGUAGACUGGGAAGUAAUUCGGGUCCGGGGUUGGGGAAAGGAAAGCUGUCUACUCGCUAUACCAGACCAGCGCGAAAAUCACUACCCUCCGCUUUGCCAUCGUACAGUCCGGCGGGUCCUAGCAAUGGGGACCUCUUUUCGGAAGGUACCACUCCUCUCGAGGGAGCAAUGUGGCGAGAACGGUUUACUCGGCGGAUGGACGAGAGAACAAGAAGAAAAGAGGCGAAAGAGAGGAAUUUAGAGAUGCGGAGAGGCAUAGGACGACCGUUAUUCACAGACGACAUUGAGGAGGAUGAAGACGAGCUGGAGAGAAAGGCGAAAGAAGAUGAUGAUGAAAUAUACAGACGGAUCACGAUACUUCAACGCAAAAAAGCCAUCCACGCCCAGCUGGUCAACGAAGAAUACGAAACUGGCGGCUCGGAUCCCAGUCUGCCAGACUUUUGGGAAGACGAGCUGGAGCAAAUGCAGAAAGAGGAGAGAGACCUUAUACGGCGCUUGGAGGCGGGUAUUCCAGAGGGGAUUGAGGAUGAAGAGGAGGUACCAGAAGAGCUAGUGCGAGAGGCGGAGGAGAUCGACAUGGGCGAAAGACGUGGGAUGAACAUGUACGCAGCGGUAGAGGAGGAUGAUUGGGAUAUGGAUGUCACAUGGGAGGAGAUGGAGGUCGCAAGGAAGGUAGAAGAAGAGGCCUUUGGUGCCAGUGGGAACUUGCGACGGUCAGACGGGGACGGGAUGGAUGUAGACUAAACUUGGAUACGCCUGGGGCUGCUGGGUUCCUUGAUGCUUGUACUUGUACAAUCCAGUUGUAUAUAAUGUUGUAAUGAUAUUGAGAUGUAUCACUCAGCUUUUCAGGUCCCGAGUUGAUAAAUGGCUGUAGAACAGGACACGACAUGGUGAACCUGGGAACGGGGAAACUGAAAU
Molecule: messenger RNA, 1128 nt
Organism: Cryptococcus amylolentus CBS 6039
Lineage: Eukaryota; Fungi; Basidiomycota; Tremellomycetes; Tremellales; Cryptococcaceae
Exons: 2
Coding region: 28-954 (308 amino acids)
Source: RefSeq, a predicted model, not a curated record